CGAUUUGCUGAACAAAUUGGUAUGAACAUUGAAAAUAUUGGCAAUUUUGGUUUAUUUUUGGCAAAACGACGAUACAACAACAGUAACAAUGCUCAUUACAUUUCAUCAGUUUGCUCAACACAAUAUCCCGACAGUCUUUGCGUUCGCUUGCUGCGCAAUUUCGAAUCGCCUUAUUUAUCGACACAUUUGCUCAAUCAGAAAUCGGCAGCAGCAGGAGUGUUUUGUUAUGUAACAAUUAGGAAGCUAAUUUGGGAUCCGAGGAUUGAAGAAGAAAUGCUCGAUGAUCCUGGAGCCCUCUUACUACUAUAUUACGUGCCGAAUUUCGAGCCUCAAGAAUACGCGUAUGGCGAAUCGCCCAGCAGGACACCGGCGAUUUCACGUUCCAGUUUGAAUAUUUGA
Messenger RNA from Gongylonema pulchrum, 399 nucleotides. Lineage: Eukaryota; Metazoa; Nematoda; Chromadorea; Rhabditida; Gongylonematidae. The record is from the annotation of a GenBank genome assembly.